Molecule: messenger RNA, 2847 nt
Organism: Rhodofomes roseus
Lineage: Eukaryota; Fungi; Basidiomycota; Agaricomycetes; Polyporales; Fomitopsidaceae
Exons: 3
Coding region: 44-2608 (854 amino acids)
Source: RefSeq, a predicted model, not a curated record
GGCAUCCAGUGACUGACCAUCGAACGUUGCGGUCUUCAGUAUCAUGAACGCAUGCGAUGAGAAGUCUGAGAGAUGUAUCGAUACGAAAGAGGAACUUGGGCGAACUCUAUCUGGCACCUGUGCGCCAAACCUUAGAUUCGGAUGCACUAGGAAGCAACAGAGGAUUCGUUUUUCAGCUUCACCUCUCACCGCCAUGGAGCAACGGUCGUCGCAGUCUGGUCAGUUCCACCACUACCUACCGCGCUUUGUCGUGCGUCGAUGGCUGCAGGGGGUCAAGGUAGUGACUAGUCCGGGCCGAAAGUACAAAGGCGGUCGGAACAAGGGCCGCCAGCGGCCUCGGGAGUACAAACAGGAACUCAUCAAUACGUACGACAUAAAGACCAGUACCCUUAGCAUGGGCACGACCGAUCUCGGCAGGACAUUCGGUAUCGUCGAUAUGUACAAGGACGACGCGGACUUGACGGACGUGUAUCGUGUCGAGAAGGCCUUCUCCAAGCUCGAGAGCGAUGCUGCGCGUAUAUUCCACGCUCUGGACGUUGCUGAGAAGGGGGGUCGCUCUUCCGUGGAGCUGGUCCGCUCUGAGCUGAAUACCCUCCGGAAAUUCCUUUUCCUCCUGCACUACCGGAACGGACGUCAUGCCCAACAAUUCAUUGACGGUCGCUUCGACCCAGAGUCAGCGGCGAUGGUGGAGCAGUACAGGCUCGCGCAUGGGCUAGCAAAUGCACGUGCAGUCUGGCUCCGCAAUAUCGCCUUACUCCUCGAAGACGAGCACUGGGAGGUGGUCACGGACGAGCGUCUAUUGUGGACGGCCCGUAUGGACUACAAACUUGACGCACUUGACAAGCAACUCGGAAUUUACCGUGCUCCUCCCGGCACCGAAUUUGUUCUAACUGAGAACGGUCUAGGCCUCAUUGAGGGCGCUAGAACGCCGAUGAGUUUCAUGGUCGACUUGAUGUCUCCAGGUGCCCCAGGCGUUUCCUUUAUAACCCUGACCCAGGCAUUCCCCAUCAGUUCGAAGCUCGUAAUUUUCCUACGUUGCUCCAAAAUGUCGCAGGAAACUGCUAUGAUACAGGCGGGCGUUCCCGCAGAAGAGGCGAGGCGCUGGGCGUAUGAUGGGCUCAGCAAUACCUCAUAUUUCGACGACAUACCCCGGACAGCCCCGAGGACAACCUACAUUCCCCCUCUCCCAGCAGACUCGUACGCUUGGAUGAAACCCCCUGACCAAAUGACCGCCGAAGACUGGCAAAAGAAGGAAGAUUUCCGUAUGCGUGGCAUGGUGAACGGAGUGCCGCUCGGCAGCCGGGUUCGAGACAGGUUUGUCUUUGCCAUCGACGACCUCACGGAGAAUCAAGCGCAACGGGUCAAUGCCCUGCUGCUCACGCAUUGCUGUGAGAUGAUAUCCUUCCUCACUCCCUCAUGCCUUGUCCGAGCUAUCGAUGCUUUCGAGAAGGAAACGCGACUGACUAUAUUCGGGAAAAGGCGGUACGCGUCCCUCAGAGCGAAGCUGGUCGCAUUGGAAUUGCCCGCGGAGGAGGUACAGUCGUCGCCUACAUCCGCAUCUCCGUCCAUUUCGACCUCGCCAGAGGCGCAAUCUUCGCUUCCCCGUGGUCCUAUUCAUGGACCUUCCGGGUCACAAACAGCAUCGCAGAUUGUUCCAGUGGGUAAAAGCCUACCCGGUCUCCGAGGUGCAUUCAACAGACGCGCGCACACAGUCCCAAUCCCUCGUAUCCCGGAUGAUUCACUCGGCGAACCCGUACCCGAGUCCUCCGCUAUCUCCCCUGUCGGACAGGACUCCGCCCACGAGACGUUUCCCGAAGCCUCGUCCACCUCUCCCCUUCCUGUUGAUGACACCCAGCUCGUGCCUGUCGACAUUGUUGAACUGCUUUCCGAGCAUUGCCUGCCCACUGACCCGGCGGGCCGUGUUGGACAUGCCAGUGCCAGUGGCGAUGCACCCAUGACGAAGUCGGCCAUGCUGGUGCCCUCCGAGCUUUUGCUUGUCACGGAGCAGUCAGUCAAGCUCGAGAAUGCCCUUCCGCGCUUGCGAGGCGCAUUUAAGAGCAAGCCUACAGUGGUCUUGGCAUGCUCGGACACCGUCAUGGUCGCGCCACAAGGCGCGGACACCACUGAACCAGUACCGACAAAUAUCGCACCUGCGUCGGAACCCUUGGUCAACGCAAAUUCAACGAGAGUCGCACCUCCUUCAGAAGCCACAAUGUUCCCCACUUUCGACAUCUCGUCAGAAACCGAGUCUGUGGCUGUCGUAUAUAACGCAGCAAACAACGCCAGCGUCGUUUCUGUCGAGGACCACUCGUUGGAGACGGAGACAUCUCUCGAGAUGUCGAUGACCAUUCACACAGACUCGGACUCGGAACGUGAACUGGACCUUCCUGGAGCGCUCCUGCGACGUAUCCCUGAUGUGGAAGACAGGUUUAUUCGUGGCAGUGGUAGUCAGGAUGGCGGAGAGUCGGAAUCUGGGUAUAGUCGAGGGCGCCGCGGGGCUGAUACGCAAGGGUCUCCAAGUCUCUCUCGCCGGAUUAUACAGGUAGUUGCCGUAGCAGCAAUCGGGUUGUUCUUGGGUCAUAAGUGGGUAAAGCCAAAUGGGUGGUGACAGAGGGUGGGAUGUUGGGCACUGUCGCCGCUAGCCGUAGCUCGAUGCGGUCGCAGCCAUUGGCUACAGCCUACCAUUCGAUCGCUUCGUACGGGGCGGUGAGUAGAAUCCGGAUCUCGAUCAUGUUUUCGGAUAUAUGUACCCGAUGGCUUGGCGAGAGGACUCUUCCGCCUCAGUCGCAAAUAUUUUCAAGUUCUCAUUGUCAGACCGUACUUGCGCGCGCGUUGCAUACAAAAUUC